Molecule: messenger RNA, 2748 nt
Organism: Lotus japonicus
Lineage: Eukaryota; Viridiplantae; Streptophyta; Magnoliopsida; Fabales; Fabaceae
Exons: 3
Coding region: 1-2748 (915 amino acids)
Source: RefSeq, a predicted model, not a curated record
AUGGGCAAAUCAAGGAAAUCAAAGGCAAAUGUUACUGCUUCCUCCAAACUAACUGCCGAAGAGCAAGAGAAACAAAGAUUUGAAGAAGCUCAGCAAAUUCUGAACACAGCCAAUGUGGUCACCUGUAUCAAGAAUGUUGAAGAACUGGUUGUGUACAACGAAGCAAGAGUGGACUUCGACAACCUGGCUGAGCAUGGGUUUGACAUUAGGGAUCAAGUAGAUUUGCAAGGUUGGUCUGGCUAUUUCAAUAGGCUCUGUGGUCCUAUCUAUUACAAGUUAGUUGUGGAAUUCUGGAAGAAUGCUGUCUGCAACGACUACUAUGUCGUUUCUCAUGUAUUAGAUAGGAAGAUUGUUAUCUCUGAGGAAUCCAUUGCAAAAUUAUUGGGAAUGGAAUUUCAACAGGGCAAGAGAAUCAAGAAUGUGGAUGCUAAUGUUCCUGGCAUGAGGAAAUUAGUAAAUAAGGCCAUUUAUGACAACUGGUCUCUGGAGAAGACAAAGUAUACCAUAAAGGAAUUGAAGCCAACAAUGAAGAUCUGGCAGAAGAUCUUCAUUUACUGCAUUCACCCCAGAACAGGAGGUACUGAUUACCUCAAUGCAACUCAAAAGGUAAUCAUGUACUAUAUCUCUAAGGGUGAGCCUGUAUGUCUUCCAUUUCUGCUCUUCAACUAUCUGAAGGAAUGUGUUGAGAAGUCAAGAACUACUGCAAUUGAGACCAAAAGAAGUAAAGGAGAUCCAAUCACUCUCGAGGAGUUUAUCAAAAGUCUUCCUGAUAGUCCUCCUGAGGUACCAACAAGGAAGUCCAAGAGAACAACUAGCAGCAAGCCUUCAGAUCCCAAAGGCAAAGGUAUUCUAAUAGAGGAAACCAAGAAGAUGAAAGCUGCAUCAAAAUCUGUGGUCAUCAGGGAACCAAUUCCAGAACCCUCUCCUGAAAGAACUCCAGUGGAGUCUCCUCAGAAAUCCCAGUCGGAUAGCUCUGAGAGCUCUAUGGCUUCCUCCAUUGGAACUCAAGAAGAAGAAGAUGACACCAACAGAGGAGGAGCAGUUCACUCUAACUCUGAAGAAGUUUCACCUAGAAGGGAUGUCAAGAGGAAAACUGUCAUGGAAGAAUCUUCUGGUGAGGAAACUGAAGAUGAUGAUGUUCCUCUGGCCAAGAGGCAAAGAAUUCAAGCAAUUCAAGUUGAGGAAGACCUUGAGCAGGAUGAUUGUGAGAUUAUUGGGAAUGUGCUUCAAGUUAUAAGGGAAUCUCCAGAAGCUGAAGAAUCCACCGAUUCUGAUGAAGCGCCCAUAGCCAAGAGGAAGAAACUGGCUCUGAAGGGUCCACUUCAGAAGAAGGGGCCAGAACCAAAGCAAACAUCUGAGAUUAUUCCUGAACAACCUGUACCUAUAUCUACAUCCCUGCCAACCUCAAUCCAAACUGUUCCACCUCAAACAGAACCUCAUACACAAAUCAUUUCUCAAACCGAAACACAAGCUCCCCACUUAAACAUCCAAACUGCUACCAUUUCCAUUCCAUCCAUUCCAAUCCAAACAUCUUCCACAUCCACCACAACUGAGUCUGUACCUCUCUUCAAUUCUUUCAUUAAGGGUAUCGUUCAGAGUGAGGCCACAUUGAGGGACUUGGUUCAACAAUUCACACCUAAGCCUCCAUCCACCUCAAGAACCCUUCUGAUAACUGAAUCUGGUGAGAUUCCUGCUGAGAAAGACGUUGGAGAUGAGGAUGUUCAGAUUCUAGAACCUCCCUUCAAUGUGCAACCUAUCCAGCAGGUAGCCUCCUAUUUUGAAGAUCUGCUCCAAGAUGCUGCUGCUGAGUCUUCUUAUGUGUCCUUGUCUCACUACUCCACAGUGAACUCAAGAGAUCUGAGCUUCACCUCGCCUGAGAAGACAGCUACAUCCAGGAAAAGACAAGUGACUAUUUCUGAGGUUGAGCAUAUGGAUGAAUCAGAUCAUUCAGGACUAGAGAAGGUUCAUGUGAAUGAAUCAGCUCCUUCAGGACAAAUUAGAACUGAGAGUUCUAAUGCUUCAAGCUCUAAUGCAACCAACACCCCUCAGCCAAUCAUGGAUCUGGCACCCUCCUUCAGGCCACAAAAUCUCAUUCAGCUCAUUCAGGAGUUCUCUGAUGAAGCAACCAGAAGAUUGCAAUGGCUGUAUCAGGUAACUGACAAUCAGUUUGAUGCAUCUCUGGUUGAUGGUAUGUGGUCUGCCUUCAGACGAUGGUCAGAAAGUAGAGCUUCUGAGAUUGAGAAGCAGCUUAGCAGAGAGAAGCGUCUGAGAGUUCAUGAUGCCUCAGAAAGAGCUUAUGAGCAGAGGCAAAGGGUGUUACACAAGGUUUGUGAACCCAUGAGAAGGGCAAUGGCUGCAAGAACUCAUGUUGUCUCUGAACGUACCUCAGAAGAUGCUGAUAUGAUUCCAGCAGAGGUUGCAGAGGACAGUGUAGAAGAGAUUAUUAUUCAUGAGGCUGCAGAGGUUGAUGAAGUUCAGAUGGAAUUACCUACUGAAGCUGCGGCAGAAGUUCAGGCACCUACAGAUGUUCCUAUUCAAGCUCCAGAACCAGCCCCACAUCCGGAAGUUGCUCUCCUGGCUACCAGAAUUGAUAGGAUACAAGAUGAUCAGCAGAGGCUGUUUCAGAUGGUUGAGCAUCAAGGACUCAUUCUGAGUGAACAAAGUCGGCAAAUUCAGGAAUCCUCCAGCAGAAUGGAGAACAUGAUGAAGUAUCUGAUCGAGAAUCUCUCAUCUUCAUCCAAGCCUUGA